Messenger RNA from Effrenium voratum, 1543 nucleotides. The record is from the annotation of a GenBank genome assembly. NCBI's taxonomy places the organism in Eukaryota, Dinophyceae, Suessiales, Symbiodiniaceae.
AGCCUUUGGCUCAGGGCCUGGAUAAUUUUUGUCGACUUCUCGGGCGGUGCGUCGGUCGCGCCUAGCGCGGUGCGCCGGAUCUCUGCAUGACGUUGGAGUUGCCGAUCAACCGCAGGGGCCUGCCUAAGCCCUUGGAUCCUCCGGGAUGUAUGUCCCCCAGUGCCGACAGCGGGAUGUCCCCGCGCAGUUCCGCAGGCAGUGAGAAGACGACGCACACAGCCUACAGCAAUGAUGUCUCCUCGUCCUCUGCAGACUCAGGCUGGGAGCUCUUCACCCUGGAGGAGUUCACUAAGACGGAGGCCCUGGCGCUGCAGCGCGCGCUGUUGGAGCGCUUCGAGGCCCCGACCUUUCAGCGGGAUCUGCGGGAGCUGGCGGACGCGCACCGCCUGGAGAGCGGCAAGAGCAAGGGCUACCGGGUGGGUUUCAUGCGUUUGGUGCGGCGCGAGCAGAUGAAGGUCCUGCCACACUUCGGCUUCGAAGCCUCGGAGCUCGGCGUGGAGGCCAUGCUGAGGGCCUUCGCGGAGUGGAAGAACGACAGCGACAUCCAGGUCCAGGAGAAGAUCAUUCAGGACACGCUGCGAAGUGCAGAGCCCGUGGUCGCGCCAGCUGAACCGCAAAAAAACCGACUCCGAAUGAAGCCAUCCAACAAGUUCGGGAUCGAGUGCUUUCUUCAGGCGCUGCUGAAAGCGUUCACUGAGCCGUGGUUCCAGGAGAAGAUCUAUGAGCUGCGAAGGUCGGCGGACUAUGGCUCGGGCCGGGCUGUGCGCAAACCGGACGGCAGCCAGACAAGCGGCCCCCACUCAGUGGACCCAGAGGGCUACUACAACUUGUCCGGCCGCGCUGCUUUGGCCCUUCAGGUGCAUGAGCAGGUGCUACCUCGCUACUGGUUCGAGGGUACUCCGGAGGGUGUGCAGGAGAUGCUGCUUCAUGUGUCUCCCUACCUUGGGGACAAAGACGUGGCCAGGGUCUUCGACGCCAUCAAUAGCAAGCUGGGCAUGGAACCCAACGCGCAGCAGAGGUUCCGACGUCUCGUGGCUUUGGCCGAAGACGUGGACGUGCAGGUCUUGUGGAGCUGUUCGCCCCGACGCAGGGCCGCCUCCAACUCGCCCUCGCCGCGGCGAGAGAGGCGGCCAUGAGGCAGAUCCCGGCUAGUCUUCGGCCUGGCCAUGUGUCCGUGUCAAAGCGACUGCACCGCUUCCCCUCCCGCAGCGUGAGAUGGCAGCUGGACGAAUUUUUUGGUUCGAUGCACCGGGGGGCUGACUUCAAUCAGGUAUCCCCUAGGGUGGUUUGGAUUGGUGGGAACUGGAUUUACAUUGCGGUGUUUCCUUGCUGGUUUCCCCUGUUGGUAGGGGUACCAACUCCAGCAAGACGAGCCACCUGGUUAUCCACCCAAUGGGUGGAGGCGGAUGCCCAAGGGGCACCAUUUUCGGUGUGUCAUAGGUCUGGCAUGGUCGACCAUGCUCUGACCAUGCUGUCUACGGCCUGUAUAUGAGAUUUUCCAUCGUGGCAUCGACACCUGGGUGUUCAAACAUAGUAAGUUGCA